UUUUUUCCCACAGCGAAGGAGGGAGAGAAAAGAGAAAACGUGAGAAACUUCUUCGCUUGAAAACACAAAAUAUAUACAAAACCAUCCAACACAUUUUUCUCGCCUUUCUCUUCUCCACGCAUUCAUUCAACAACUUCCUUCUUCACUGGUGCAUGUCUCUGUUUGACAGGAACUGAGAGUCUUUUUCAAUGCCUCUUUUAAAGAGGAAGCCUUUUGCCUUGACUGAGCCUCCUCAGGAUUUGAAGCCAGACGAGCAUGUUUACCAAGUUCGAUUUACAAAAGAAAUAUUUCGAGAUUAUCAUGAUUAUUUGAACCGUUUGAAUCUAUACCGCCAGAGGGUUUGGGCAUGUAAGGUAACUGGAAAAACUGGCUUGACUUAUGAAGAGGCUUUGGUGUCAGAACAACAAGCCACUGAGAAAUUCCUACAGUUUCCUAAAGAAUUUAUGGCACCUGCUUUAAGGAUCAUUCAAUACAGUAUGCUACCUUUGAAGGAUCUUGCCGAUUCUAUUGCUGAAAAAUUGCAGGAACGUUUGUUUGUCGGUGCUGAGUUGUAUGGGAAAAAAGAUGACGAUGUAUGUCCAUGCAAAAUAUUAAAAGUCAUCCAGGAAGAAGUUGACAAAUACCGUUAUGAGAUAGCUUGGCUUGACAAAAGCAAGAAUGUAAUUGAAAAAGCAGAAGUCAGUGCAGAAGACUUGGUGCAAAAGAAGCCGCUUUUUAGUAGAAAUAUUUUGAAGUCUUUUAUCCGGGAAUCUACAUAUCGAAAUGCCCCUUGGGUUUUACACGACAAACUUGCACAAAAUCACGGUAUCUCAACUGAUAUUCCUGAGGAGUUACGAGGAAAGCUUUUUAUCAAAGAUGGACUUAUAAUUUGCUCCAAGAAAAGGAAAACUGAGGAAUCAAUGGAAGAAGCUGAUAAACCUAAAAGGAAGAAGUUGGAUGGGACAUUAGUCAACGGUUCUGCACAAGAGAACGAUAAUGGAGAAUCCAAGGAAAAACCAGUCAAAUAUCCCAUUGAUGAUCUAUUGGUGAAGCCUAGUCCAGAUGACCCUGUUUUCACUGAUCGUCCUUCUCCAUCGAGAGACUUCAAUGUUCCAAUGUAUUGUGUAGGGGAUCUCUUAAUGGUUUGGGAUUUUUGUACUUCUUUUGGUAAACAGUUACACUUGUGGCCCUACUCUUUGGAAGAUUUUGAAAAUGCAAUCUGCCAUAAGGAUGGCAAUGUGGUUCUCCUUGUGGAAUGUCAUGCUGCACUUUUCCGGGUUCUUAUAGAAGAUGAUGGUGAAUUCACUUCAGCUGUACAGAAACGAAAGUUGAAGAAGAUUACAAUGGUGAACUGGAGAGAAUAUUUAUGCGACUUUCUAGAAAUGAUCAAUAUUCCUCGAUUACGGAACUUUGAAGCAACCAUUAAACGGGGACAUUAUGGCCUUGUAGACGUCAAUGCAAAAUUAGAAAUCUUAUGUGAGUUGGUCAAUCAAGCCCUUGAAACCGCAGUUUUCAGGGAUAAGAUGGAUAAGAUUCUUGAACAGCGGCACGAACUUGGGGCCUCUAAAAGGGAAGAAGCUCUGGAAGAUGGUAGGAAGAGAAGAGAAAAAAAGGAGAGGUUGAAAGCUGACUCAGAAAGCAAUGGGCAUCAUCUAAACAGUGGAAACAGCUUAACAAACAAUAAUCACAUUAUGCAAAAUGGGCACGAGGGAAAGAAAAUUAAUGGAGAGAUAGAAUCACCUAGGCUAGACAAUUCACAUGGUAGAAGUGGGAUCAAGCAUUCAAGUCCUGCUUCAAAAAAGACGCCUAAAAACCUGGAUUCAGAGCAGAAAGAACCCACAGAAAAUGAAAAAGAAUCAUCCAGAAAGGGACUACUGAAGCAGUUGAAGGCAGAUAAGGAUCCAUCAGAUAAGAAUAGUAUACAGAAGAGGAGAGAAUAUUUUGAACGGGAGAUGGAGAAACGACCUAUUCAAAGAAGCCCAUUAGGUAAAGACAGAGAUUACAAUAGGUAUUGGUGGUUCCGUCGUGAUGGAAGGAUAUUUGUUGAAAGCUGCGACUCCAAGGAGUGGGGAUACUACAGCAGCAAGGAAGAGCUUGAUGCAUUGAUGGGUUCACUGAAUUGCAAGGGUGAGCGUGAAAGGGCACUGCAAAGACAACUGGGAAAACAUUAUAUUAGCAUAAGCUCAGAACUCCAGAAAAGAUCUAAGGAUUUGAUGCAAAAUAUGGCAAAUGAUGAUGAGUCUGUGCUUCGAAGGUCUACUCGUGUUCGAGCUCCACCCAGGCAAAACCCUGCCAACGCCUUCCUCAAUUAUGUUAACAAGUGGAAACAAGAGUAGCGGUGCGAGUUUGGAAUUUUUAAGGGAGGGAGUUGGUUCAUAGCCUAGAGAGUAAUGUAGUUUUUGGAUCCAUUUUUGGAUGAUGGAAAAGCAUGUUUAUGCAUGCUUGUUUCUGAAAUUUUGUAUAUGACUUGCACCAUUCUUCAAUAAUAGCAGGAACCGUUUCAAAUGCUCC
Messenger RNA from Cicer arietinum (chickpea), 2490 nucleotides. RefSeq lists its product as uncharacterized. The record is from RefSeq and is a predicted model, not a curated record. NCBI's taxonomy places the organism in Eukaryota, Viridiplantae, Streptophyta, Magnoliopsida, Fabales, Fabaceae.